AUGACAGCAACAGCAGCGGUAGCGGCUACAGCGGCGGCGGCGGCGGCGGCGGCUGCAGUGGGGGGCGUUUCUCUGGGGAGCAAGAGGAACCAGCCUACGCCGCGCCGGAGAACGGCGGUGGCGCUUCGGCGGUCCCCGCCGUUCUCCACACUGAUCUGGCGACGGAAUACAAGCUCAGUCCGACGACGGCGGCGCAGAUCACCGUUGGCGCCUCCUCCUCCUCCUCGCCUCAGAAGAGAAGGUUCGCUACCUGGAACACGGUCUCCUUCUUCCUCUCACUCUCCCGUACCAGAGUUUGAGGUCCCUAACCGCGGCAAUCGCCCUUGCAGUAGCCGGCGGUCGGUGCAGAAGCGGGUGGUCUCCAUCCCCAUCGCGGAGGCGGAGGGAUCCCGUUCCAAGGGAGGAGUAAGCGACGGCGGCGGAGCUCCGCCGUCGGACUCCUGGGCCUGGCGCAAGUACGGCCAGAAACCCAUCAAGGGCUCCCCCUACCCAAGGUAAUAAUUAAACAACCUCCCCGCCAUUUCCGCUGCUCCUGCUGAGAGAAUUCACCUUCAUCUUCAUCUCUCUCCUAUUCUCUGGCAGGGGUUAUUACCGGUGCAGCAGCUCCAAAGGCUGCCCAGCUCGGAAGCAGGUGGAGCGUAGCAGAGCUGACCCCUCCUUGCUCGUCAUAACCUACGCCUGCGAGCACAACCAUCCUUGGCCGCUCCCCAAGAACCACCAACAGCAGCAGCAGAAGGAGGGCAUUCACCGGCGGCAGCCCUCCGCCGCAGCCGGUUCGCCGUCGAAACCAGCGCUGGGGAAGCAAGAAUCAGAGGCCAUCGUGAGCCCUCCACCUGCAACUUCUUCCUCCCCUUCCUCCGCUGGCGACGGCCAGAUCUUCGCCGCCGAUCUGUCGCUGGCGAUGAUGGCCGACGAAUUCGGCUGGUUCUCCGACGUCUCGGCCUCGCCGCCCGCCGGAGACGCCUUCCUCGGCGGGCCCAUCGGCGACGGCGGAGCUCUGAUGAUCCCGCCGGCCGUAGACCAGGAGACCGACGACUUCGCCGGAAGCGAGGGGGCGGCGCCGGAGGAGGAGGAGGCGCUUUUCGCCGGGCUCGGGGAGCUGCCGGAGUGCGCCGUCGUGUUCCGCAGAGGCUUCCUCGACCGUCAGAUUCGGAUGCAGAUAGACGGGAAAGACGACCGCCUCCUCUGGCGGAUGAGAGAGAAAGAGCUGGAGCUGGAGAUAGAGAGAGAGGGAGAGAGAGGGUGUGUCGCUGCGUCGAGAUGA
Messenger RNA from Spirodela intermedia, 1264 nucleotides. The record is from the annotation of a GenBank genome assembly. NCBI's taxonomy places the organism in Eukaryota, Viridiplantae, Streptophyta, Magnoliopsida, Alismatales, Araceae.